AGGAAUCUUGGCGAGCUGUGUCAGCAGAGGAGGGAGCCAGACUGAGCCCAUAUUAAACAGGGGGCUUAUAUGAUGAGUACCUUAAACGAUGUUGGCUCAAUGUUGAACAGCACAUGCUAUCAGAAGGGGAUAGGCCACAAGCAUGAUGGAGCGGGAGAGCGUGCUUUUGCGCAAAAGUAAUAUUUUUAUGCUUAAAUCGUGAUCUCUGUUAUUAAUAAUGUUAUAGUUCAAUAUAUAUUCGCAAGGAAAUAAAGGCAAACAAAAUUAAAGCACAUUCCGACUUUGAGUCCAUGCCACCCUGAUCUCGGCACCGUUUUCCAAGUCUACUGUAUGCCGCUGUACGCCCUCUCUCCCUGAUUGGCUCUCGUUGAAGGCAGGGCAGUACAUAUAUACUCCCAAGUAACUCCGUUCAUUCUUUUACUGGGAAGCUCAUUGAACCCUCGGUACCAACAUGCCUGUCAUGAGGUUCUUCAGCAAGGUGGCCAAGCAGGCGUUACUCAGCACCCCAGGCUGUGGCUGCCAGCCCUUAACGGUGGCUGUACGCAACAUCAGCUUCUCCCCUCGACAGGUGACCUCUGAUGCCAGCUUCCAUUCUGUGUCCUUCUCAGAAACAGACCACCCCAAGGUGCUCAUCACAGGUGGCCUGGGACAGCUCGGUGUAGGCCUGGCCAAAUUGCUGAGGAAGAGGUACGGAAAGAACAACGUCAUUCUAUCUGACAUCAGGAAACCUCCAAACAGCGUUUUUCACAGUGGCCCCUUCAUCUACUCAGACAUCCUGGACUACAAGAACCUGCGGGAAAUUGUGGUGAACAACCGCAUCACGUGGCUGGUUCACUAUAGCGCGCUCCUCAGUGCUGUUGGAGAGGCAAAUGUGGCCUUGGCACGCUCUGUUAACAUCACUGGGCUUCACAACAUCCUGGACAUUGCAGCAGAGCACGGCUUGCGUCUCUUUGUCCCCAGCACCAUUGGUGCCUUUGGUCCCAGUUCCCCCCGCAACCCUACGCCAGAUCUGUGUGUGCAGAGACCCCGCACUAUCUACGGUGUUUCCAAAGUACAUGCUGAGUUGAUGGGAGAGUACUACCACCACCGUUAUGGGCUGGACUUCCGCUGUCUACGCUAUCCUGGAAUAAUCUCUGCUGAUUCCAUGCCCGGCGGUGGCACAACAGACUACGCUGUCCAGAUUUUCCACGACGCAAUCAAAACUGGCAAGUUUGAGUGCAACCUGAGACCUGACACACGGCUGCCCAUGAUGUACAUCGACGACUGCCUGCGUGCCACGCUGGAGGUAAUGGAAGCACCGGCUGAGACACUAAGCAUGAGGACGUACAACAUCAACGCCAUGAGCUUCACCCCCGAGGAACUGGCCCAGGAACUCCAGAAGCAGAUGCCUGAGCUGGAGGUCACAUAUGAGGUUGACCCUGUACGACAGGCAAUUGCUGACAGCUGGCCGAUGAACUUUGAUGACUCCAACGCACGGAAAGACUGGGCCUGGAAACACGAUUAUGAUCUCCCAGAACUCGUUCAGACGAUGCUCAACUUCUUUGGCUCUGAAACACGCAUGGCUCGUUUUAACUGAGGCAACGCCGCAUCAAUCGUAGUAUUUUUUUAAAAUGUUUUUUUUGUACAUAAUGUAAAAGACUGACCAAAGAGAACAGAGAAACAUGGCCUGUAAGUCAUCAUCAUCUCACUUCUCUGUGUAACAUCAGCAGGGUCCUUCUUGCUUGCCACUGGCCGGGCUUGUCUCAAAUGUGAUGGUCAAUGAGCACUAGAAAGUCCCCACCCCCAUCCCUGGAAUCUAGUCUCUCCACCUCUGCUUUGCUCUCUUUUAUCCCUUUUCUGUUUAGAGAUUUGGGUGAGGAGCAGUCAAUGAGUUGAAUUGGUGUCAACAUUAUCAACAUGAAGCUGUGUUUAGAUGAAACAAAGGUUAACUUGCAUGCUGAGGAACUGUGCAAAAUUUUGCAAUAUUUUCUGUGGAAUCUAGUUAACAAAUUGGGAAUGUUGCAUUGUACAACUGAAAGCAUUUCUUUGUUUUUCUUUUGAAAACCCAAAUGGUAAGGGGUUUUUUUUUGUGCUAAGUUUCCAUAAUCUGGGAAUUUUAGGCCUAAAGCUUUGGGGCCAAACUCAAGCAAGGAGUAUACUCGUACACGAGGUGUAUCCUUUGUUGCACUUUAGACAGAGUUGGAUCUUAAAAUCUCUCACAAAUCAAGGAGCCUAAUCACCUACAGGGGUGAAUACCUGAUACAUUGCAUCCGUUUUUUUCAAGCAGUGUGGUGCAGGGAUUCUUAAGAAUUUGUUUUUUCUUUGUAUUCCAUGACAAAUUAUUUAUUCUGUUGGUGUUUUAAUAUGUGGGAGCACUUCUUAGCACUCUAUUCUUUUUUUCUUUCUUUUUUUUCUUUUUUUCCACAUGUUGCUGUCCGUGUUUGUUACUUCAUUUUUAACAUUAGGUCUUUGAUAAUUUUCAGAUGAAAGGGAAAUGAAUUACAUUUAUUGGAGUUUGGAUGAGACUGUAUUUCUGUAAAAGGAACUUUGAAGAUUGUCUUCUAUGUGAAUGUCUUAGCAGGUUUUGCCUGUCCAUUCAAACAGCAAGCUUUGACAAUAAAAAAAACAAAAAAUAAUUCACA
Oreochromis niloticus (Nile tilapia) is the source of this 2621-nucleotide messenger RNA. It is a transcript of the gene tdh, whose product is annotated as L-threonine dehydrogenase. Lineage: Eukaryota; Metazoa; Chordata; Actinopteri; Cichliformes; Cichlidae. Gene Ontology annotation, biological process: L-threonine catabolic process. The transcript has 9 exons. Gene Ontology annotation, molecular function: L-threonine 3-dehydrogenase activity. The record is from RefSeq and is a predicted model, not a curated record. Bases 452 to 1576 code for a protein of 374 amino acids.